Messenger RNA from Ilex paraguariensis (yerba mate), 945 nucleotides. The record is from the annotation of a GenBank genome assembly. Lineage: Eukaryota; Viridiplantae; Streptophyta; Magnoliopsida; Aquifoliales; Aquifoliaceae.
UGGUUGCAUGUGACGGUAGCGCAACUGAUCACUCUUGCAAUACUGUUGUUGUCCCCAACAUCAUCAUCAUCAACUGCUAAUCCAACGACAACAACAGUUAUGACCAAACCCCGUUGCGAUGAGUAUUGUGGGGAUGUCAGAAUUCCGUACCCAUUCGGCCUGACACAAGAUUGCUCUCUAAACGGCUACUUUUUAAUAACUUGUGACUAUUCUUUCAACCCUCCAAAAGCAUUUUAUGGCAAAGGUGGGAUAAAUGUUACAGAAAUAAGUAUCGAGCAAGGUCAGAUGCAAAUCUUGAACAAUAUAGGCUAUCAAUGUUACGAUCAGCAGAAUAACUACUUUCCCUGGCUCACCUUGGGCGAAUUCACCGUCUCAAGCACCGCAAAUGAGUUCACUGCAGUUGGUUGUGACACUUCUGCAAUUGUUACUGGCUUCAAAGACGAUCAGCGGUACACCGCCGGUUGCAUAUCCAUAUGUGAACAGAAAGAUAGUAUCGUCGGAGAUUCCUGUUCCGGCGCCGGCUGUUGUCAAACUUCGAUCCCCGUAGGGCUACGGAGCCUUAAUGUGACGUUAGGUAGAUAUUCCAAUAACCAAAAUAUUACGAAAUUCAGUCCAUGUAACUUUGCGUUUAUGGUCAAAAAAGGUGAGUUCAACUUCUCGCUAUCCUCUUUUGAAGAGCUAAGAACACGAGCUAAAAAGUUUCCUCUAGUGCUUGAUUGGACUGUUGGAGAUCAGACUUGUGAGGUGGCUAAGAAGAACUCGAGUACUUAUGCAUGUAUAGCCGAGAAUAGCGAGUGUAUACCUUCCGUCAAGGGCACUUCUGGGUAUCGCUGUAACUGCUCCGAUGGUUACGAAGGUAACCCAUACCUCCCCGAUGGUUGCCAAGGUACGUAUGUCAUAUUCAAUUUUUGGCCAUUGCAGGCAAGGGUCUACGAGCCAAUUUGA